AUGAGGCAUGCAAGACACAAGAGGGACACGACAAAAUUUUGCGGAUUUCACAAGGACAUAGGACAUACAACGAAAAGAGUGUCGUCAGUUAAAAGACGAGAUGGAAAGCCUUAUCUCGUGUGGCCAAAUCCGCCCAAUAACCCAGGUCACCAAAGACUACAACCUCCUCCUGUAGAAGGAGAGGAAAUUUUGGUUAUCUCAGGAGGGCCGCAUCUUGCUGGUAGUAAUGGCCAAAAGAGAUAUGGCAAGGAGAUAAAAAACGAGCAACCAGUCUUUGCUCCAGAGUCAUCCCAGAAAUCCAAGACUAAAGAACCUCCGAUUGUAUUUUCAGAGGAAGACACAAAGCACGUGAGGUACCCACACAUUGACCCUCUUGUUGUUACAAUUCAGCUUACCAACAAGAGGAUAAAAAGGGUGUUGGUGGAUAAAGGAAGUUCAGUGAAUAUUCUAUACAAGGAUACACUGAAGAAAAUGGGAUUGCAAAAUGCGAGUUUGAAACCUUGCAUGGUGAAUUUGUGUGGAUUUAUCGGAGAUAAUGUCACCAGUCAGGGCAUUAUUCAACUCCCAUUAACCGUAGGCGAGCCACCAUUAUCCACAACUGUGAUGCAAGAUUUCCUAGUUGUUGACCUACCAUCAGCCUACAACAUAUUGUUGGGUCGCCGAGUACUAAUCGGACUAGGGGUAGUUAGUUUCACUAAACAUCUGUCUUUAAAAUUUCAGAUGCCAGAAGGUGUAGGUGUCGUGCGAGCUGAUCAGUUACUGGCUCGUUAA
Molecule: messenger RNA, 771 nt
Organism: Cannabis sativa
Lineage: Eukaryota; Viridiplantae; Streptophyta; Magnoliopsida; Rosales; Cannabaceae
Exons: 2
Coding region: 1-771 (256 amino acids)
Source: RefSeq, a predicted model, not a curated record